AUGGCCGAAACACGAAUGAGUCGCAUCGUGCUGUACGUGCACGAGCUGCUGCACUCGCGCACGGCUGACGAGAUCACAGUCCACGUGCACCACCUGCUCGCCCGCAUGGGAAUCCCUGAGCCGUAUCCAGACGCCGAGCGCCUCGCGAUCGCGCUGCUCACGGGCGUCUUCACGCUGCUCAUGUACUUUGUGCUCUUUGGCAAGCGGCACCGUCGACGACGACGCGUGCUGAAGGUGGAGCUGGACAAGGCGUACCGAAAGGUGCAGGAGCUGCAGGACCGCAUGGCGCAGAUGGAGCUGGAGGAGCGGGAAGCGCCGCCGAAGGAGCAGAUCCGCAUCUGGAUGGACGGCGCCUUCGACAUGAUGCACUAUGGCCACAUGAACGCUUUCCGCCAGGCGCGGUCGCUCGGGACGUACUUAGUCGUGGGCGUGAACGACGACGAGUCCAUUACGGCCUGCAAAGGCGCACCGCCCGUGCUGAACAACGACGAGCGCAUUGCGUCGGUCAAGGGCUGCAAGUUUGUAGACCAAGUCGAGCCGCAUUGUCCGUACAUUAUGAACGAGACGUACUUGCAACGGAUGCUCGAGAAGCACCGCAUUGACUACGUCGUGCAUGGAGACGACCCGUGUAUUGUCGAUGGUAAGGACGUCUACGAGUCGGCCCAGAAGCUCGGCAAGUACCGGACGAUUCCGCGCACGGAAGGCGUGUCGACGAGCGACAUUCUCGGCCGGAUGCUCGUGAUGCACAAGACGCACCACACCCACGACCACUUUGCGGCGAACGGGCAGCUGUCGUCGCGCAUGCUGCAGGACAAGAAAGCCAAAGAGCGUCCGUCCAAGUUCUUGACGACGAACCGCAUGUUGCGGUUGUUUUCCGUGGGCAAUCACGAGCCACAGAAGACGGACAAGAUCGUGUACAUUGAUGGCGCGUUCGACAUGUUCCACGCGGGCCACGUCGAGAUCUUGCGUCUUGCGAAGCAAGAGGGCUCGUACCUCGUCGUGGGGGUGCACAACGACAGCGUGGUGAACGCCCACCGGGGCCUCAACUACCCGAUCAUGAACCUCCACGAGCGUGUGCUCAGUGUACUCGGCUGCAAGUACGUGGACGACGUGCUGAUUGACGCACCGUGGCAGGUGACGCCCGAGAUGGUGGCGUCUCUGAACAUCUCGGUCGUCGUGCACGGCACGCACCGCGACCAGCACCAGCUGUCACCGUUCUCGCUGGAUGAGCACUAUGAGCACGCGCGCAAGGCGGGUAUCUUCAAGCUGAUCGAGAGCCCCAUCAAGCUGGACGUGGACGACAUUGUCGCGCGCAUCAACGACAACCGCGAGCGCUUUGACAAGAAGUUUGUGAGCAAAAUGAAGGCCGAGAAAGAGUACUACGCAGACCGCUAUGGCAUCACAAAGUAG
Hyaloperonospora brassicae is the source of this 1410-nucleotide messenger RNA. Lineage: Eukaryota; Oomycota; Peronosporomycetes; Peronosporales; Peronosporaceae. The record is from the annotation of a GenBank genome assembly.